GAGAACUAUGCCAAGGGCAUUGAGUGGUAUAGGAAAAAAAUGCCAUUUUCAUAUCCUCAUCAAAUAACCAUUGAGAAAAGCCCUGCAUACUUUAUCACAGAGGAAGUCCCUGAAAGGAUUUAUAAAAUGAACUCAUCCAUCAAAUUACUGAUCAUUGUCAGGGAACCCACAACAAGAGCUAUUUCUGAUUACACUCAGGUGCUGGAGGGAAAGGAAAGGAAGAAUAAAACCUACUACAAAUUUGAAAAGUUGGCCAUUGAUCCUAACACCUGUGAGGUGAACACUAAAUACAAGGCAGUAAGAACCAGCAUCUACACCAAGCAUCUGGAGAGAUGGUUAAAAUACUUUCCCGUAGAGCAGUUUCAUAUUGUUGAUGGCGAUCGUCUCAUUACAGAACCGCUGCCAGAACUCCAGCUGGUAGAAAAGUUCUUAAAUCUUCCUCCAAGGAUAAGUCAAUAUAAUUUGUAUUUCAAUGCCACCAGAGGGUUUUACUGCUUGCGAUUUAACAUUGUCUUUAACAAGUGCCUGGCGGGAAGCAAAGGACGCAUUCAUCCAGAGGUAGAUGCCUCUGUCAUUACCAAAUUGCGCAAGUUCUUUCACCCUUUCAAUCAGAAAUUUUACCAGAUCACAGGGAGGACAUUUAACUGGCCCUAAGACAAACUUCCUACAACACUGUGUGUUGCACCUGGAGAUAUGCAACCAUAUCUCUAGUAGAGUAUAUAAAAAAAAUUAUGCACUUUUCAUACUCUCAGUUAUCAAAGUAAUCUUUUUUUCAUGCGUACUUGUACAUAUGCAGUGUGUGACCAAAUAUAAGAUGGGAUCAAUUUUUCUACAGAACAUGCGUAACAUGAAAUUUACUCUCUGCAUAAUUGCAUCAUUUUAUGCUGUACAAUUAAAUGAGAAAAUGUCAUUUAAAGAAAUUAACUCAGCUACUCCGUUCAAAGGGUCAGCACUCUAUUUGCUCCAUAAAAUUUAAUAUUAAACGUAGCUGGAGAGAGGGCAGAAUAUUGCUUUAAAAUUCAUCGCGAUUCUAAUUCACUGCAAUUAGAAUCCAUUUUUGAAAAAAUCUGCAAUGCAAUAUUGUAUUUCUAAAUAUUGUUUAGAAAUAUUAUAUUUCUAUUAUAACAUAUUUCUAAAAGAAUAUUGGCCCUUUAAAAAGAAUACAUUUAUGCUGCAGGCUUAUAUCGGCUUAUCACUGCUCCCUAGGAAACCUCUAUUUUGGUAACAAGAAGAGGCUAAUAACAUUUUUAUGAACAAUUCUCACUACUUCCAUGAAUUGGGGUGGGGAAAAUUAUGCCGAUUAAAUGGAUGAAAAGCCAGUAUAACUCUGCUGUAUGAUUAUACCCUAUAUGAUGCUAAGUUCUUUUGAAAAAUAUUUUCCUAGUGUUGAAAAGAAACUUUCUCAUGCAAUCAACAUAGUUUCAAAUUUCCUGUGGUGAGUUUGCACUAUUGUUUUUAAUUGUAUGGAUCAUCUUGGCACUUAGAGCAUGUCAAUCAUGUGUCAAAACAGAAGUCUUUUUUCUCCCUUCUAUGCUUGUAUGUUGACAAAAAUUUGAUGUACAUAUUGUAUAUUGUUUGUAAAUACUGGUUUCACACUAAGUAAUUCUAUUUUGUAAACUAAAUA
This is a messenger RNA of Protobothrops mucrosquamatus (brown spotted pit viper), 1624 nucleotides long. It is a transcript of the gene HS3ST5, whose product is annotated as heparan sulfate-glucosamine 3-sulfotransferase 5. Gene Ontology annotation, molecular function: [heparan sulfate]-glucosamine 3-sulfotransferase activity. The record is from RefSeq and is a predicted model, not a curated record. Lineage: Eukaryota; Metazoa; Chordata; Lepidosauria; Squamata; Viperidae. The annotation marks the transcript as partial. The transcript has a single exon.